Fibroporia radiculosa is the source of this 1173-nucleotide messenger RNA. RefSeq lists its product as uncharacterized. Gene Ontology annotation, biological process: transsulfuration. Bases 1 to 1173 code for a protein of 390 amino acids. NCBI's taxonomy places the organism in Eukaryota, Fungi, Basidiomycota, Agaricomycetes, Polyporales, Fibroporiaceae. The transcript has 12 exons. Gene Ontology annotation, molecular function: carbon-sulfur lyase activity; pyridoxal phosphate binding. Gene Ontology annotation, cellular component: cytoplasm. The record is from RefSeq and is a predicted model, not a curated record.
AUGACCUCUAAAACCAUGCACCAGCGCCUGACUGGAACCGUACUCGUUCACGGCGACGACGAGUUCGCUCACGGAUCCGAAGUAGCUCCAUCCAUCUCUGUGACAUCCACCUUCAGAGCCCCUUUAACCGAAGACAAUAUUCCGCUCAACCCAGAGGAUUUUGAUUUUCGGAAUCCGACGAGGCACGUUUAUUCACGAUGCACGCAGAAUGUCAGCACGCGCGCAGAGCAUGUGCUCAGUAAAAUCAACGGUGGAUAUGCGAUGACAUACGCAUCCGGGCUAGCCGCUUCGUAUGCCGCCCUAGUUUACUUCCACCCCAAACGUAUCGCCAUCUCUGGCGGAUACCAUGGAUUUCAUAACACCAUCGCAAAACGCCCCUCAACCCAACAGGCGAAGCUAGGCGAGUCGUGCUGUUCGGUUAUCUACGUGGAGACGAUUACUGAACGUCUUGAGACUAGGGAUAUCAAAUUCUACGCAGACAAAGUACAUGCAGCCGGGGGAAAGCUAGUAGUCGAUUCGACUUUCGCCCCUCCACCUCUUCAGUACCCCUUCAAAUGGGGAGCAGACAUGGUCCUUCACAGCGGCAGUAAGUACUUCGGUGGACACUCUGAUCUGCUUUGUGGCGUUCUCGUUGCGCAGACUGGAGAGGAAUGGAAGACGCUCUGGACGCAUCGCACCUUCCUUGGGUCCAUGAUGGGUUCCCUCGAGUCGUGGCUGCUCCUGCGUUCCCUUCGCACAUUACAUUUGCGUGUGCCUCGUCAGUCGGAGAGCGCGGAGGGCCUUGCUCGCUGGCUGAGUCUGGCUGCAGGAGGAAAGGCGUACGACGGGAUACCGGCCGGUGUAAUUGACAAAGUUUGGCAUUCGAGUCUCCAAGGCACAGACGGCAGAGGAUUUAAUCCUGAAGUCCAAUUGGAGGGUGGAUGGAAUCCUACUUUUUCCAUUUUCCUGACUGACCCAGAAUACGCGAGGCUUCUACCACAUUCUUUGAAGUAUUUCAUACCCGCGACAAGUCUGGGAGGUGUAGAGUCUCUCAUCGAGCAGCGUAGCUCCGUUGACCCAACUGCGGAUCCUCGUCUUGUUAGAAUUAGUGUUGGUGUGGAGGACUUGGAGGAUCUCAAGAGCGAUUUACGUAGGGCGUUCCAGGAGAUUGUACGGCCUCAGACCAGAUUGUGA